Messenger RNA from Daldinia childiae, 591 nucleotides. RefSeq lists its product as uncharacterized. Lineage: Eukaryota; Fungi; Ascomycota; Sordariomycetes; Xylariales; Hypoxylaceae. The record is from RefSeq and is a predicted model, not a curated record. The coding region runs from base 1 to 591 and encodes 196 amino acids. The transcript has 3 exons.
AUGCCGAAAGGUUCAGCCUGGACUCUCGAAGCCUAUCGCGACUUCUCCAGAGCCGUCUGGGAGGUUGCCAAGUUGACGACGGAGCAGAAGCAACAGAUCCUAAGCAAACUACAUGAUGUCGGUUAUGAAUUCACUGGAAAUGCUAUGAGACAGCACUUCCAAAAGAUGAUACGAGAUGAGAAGUCGGAAUCGCAGCAGAACGCCGCUUCCGGCUCUUCACCUGAUGCCGAUCAACCUGCUACCAAGGAGAAGGCAGCACCCCGCCCCCGUUCUGCCCGCACCCCUCGCGCCGGCGCCAAACGCAAGGCUAAGGCACCAGUCUCCGACGAUGAGGUGGAGGAGGAGGAGAAGAAGACACCUGUCAAGAAACGUACCAAGAACGGAAAAACUUCUAUGAAGUUGGAGGAUGAGGAGCCCGUGCCUUCUCAGGAUGAUAAGGACUGGAGUGAGUCUGCAGCUCAGCUUAAGCAACACCAACCCAUGACUCUCCUUGACCCCUCUUCGGCCCCCCUUGCCCAUGAAGACAAUGAAGACAAUGGAGCUGAACAACCACCUCGUGCAGAUGAUGAAGAUGAAAGUGGCGAGGUUUAA